AUGAUUGGAAGCUUUCUAUAUCUAACAGCCAGAAGACCAUAUGUUGCAUUUGCAGUUAGAGUAUGUGCCAGAUAUCAAGUAGAGCCAAAGGUAUGUCACUUAAAUCAAGUCAAGAGAAUCCUCAGAUAUGUAAAUGGAACUUCUGAUUAUGGCAUACUGUACACCAACGGGAGUGACCCUGUUUUGACUGGAUAUUGUGAUGCUGACUGGGCUGGAAGUGCUGAUGAUAGAAAAAGCACAUCUAGAGGAUGUUUCUUCCUAGGUAACAAUAUUAUAUCAUGGUUUACCAAGAAACAAAAUUGUGUCUCAUUAUCAACUGCUGAAGCAGAGUACAUAGCAGCUGGUAGUAGCUGUUCCCAAUUGGUCUGGAUGAAACAAAUGCUGACUGAGUACAAUGUUCCACAGAAUGUCAUGACUUUAUAUUGUGACAAUCUCAGUGCUAUUAACAUCUCCAAAAAUCCAAUUUAG
Molecule: messenger RNA, 468 nt
Organism: Vicia villosa (hairy vetch)
Lineage: Eukaryota; Viridiplantae; Streptophyta; Magnoliopsida; Fabales; Fabaceae
Product: secreted RxLR effector protein 161-like
Exons: 1
Coding region: 1-468 (155 amino acids)
Source: RefSeq, a predicted model, not a curated record